Messenger RNA from Besnoitia besnoiti, 1029 nucleotides. Its product is annotated as DHHC zinc finger domain-containing protein. The record is from RefSeq and is a predicted model, not a curated record. The transcript is spliced from 9 exons. Gene Ontology annotation, cellular component: endoplasmic reticulum; Golgi apparatus. NCBI's taxonomy places the organism in Eukaryota, Apicomplexa, Conoidasida, Eucoccidiorida, Sarcocystidae. Bases 1 to 1029 code for a protein of 342 amino acids. Gene Ontology annotation, molecular function: protein-cysteine S-palmitoyltransferase activity. Gene Ontology annotation, biological process: protein targeting to membrane; peptidyl-L-cysteine S-palmitoylation.
AUGCGGCUGGUAGUCAGUCCCUUGGGAAUUUUCCUGUCCCUACUGGUGUGGGUGUGCGCGUUGUUGGCGAACAUAGUGAUGGUGCGCUUCGUCAUGUACCCCCUGUUCACUUCCAGCGAACGGGCCGAGGCAUCGCGCACCCACUGGCUCUGGAGUAUUUUCAGUUACACCCCCCUCGGACUAUUCCUACUGAUAGUCUACGAGCUGUCGAUUGGCUUGGCCUUAACUGCACACUGCUUGGCAAUAUUUACCGACCCGGGUUCUACAAAGCAUGCGCCAUCUCACGCUCCACCGAACCUACCUUUUGCUCCAGGGCAGUGCUCUCCGUGCGGGGACCGCUGGAAGCCUCCUCGCGCCCACCACUGCAAGGUUUGCAAAGAGUGUAUCCUCAGGAUGGAUCAUCACUGUCCAUGGAUAAACAACUGCGUCGGCUUGAUGAAUCAGAAGUAUUUCAUCCUCUUCCUCAUCUACAUCAGUUGCGCGUGCAGUAUCAGCAUCAUCGUAUUCAUCUUAGGGGCCGUCAGGUGGUUCAUGCUGACCGGAGGACAAAGAGAGGUUGUUGAAGCCAAGUUCGCAAGUCUUGCGCCAACGUGGCUUCUGAUUUGCUCCUUGAUUCUGUGCCUGGUCGUUGUCGUCUUCUUUCUCGCCAUGUCGCUGGAUUUCUUAUCCGAACAGUGGGAGGCGCUGGAGACAAAUACAACCCUUGUUGAGACAUAUAAAAACGCCCACGGCGCGCGGACGUCUUUCUUUCAGCACGUCGCCGAGGUCUUUGGCUCCAAAUGGUGGCUGUGGCUCGUUCCGUGUCCGCCGUCAAUUUCACCCGACUGGGCAGAGCCGGUGUAUCUAGAGGAAGAUGCCCUAGACCCGAGCCCACGGUUUUUUGGAAACGGGACUGUUGGCUCGACGGGACAUCCUACAAGCGGAGACAGGAUCGAACUCGCGUCUUCGUCUUUCGCACGGCAAAAGGCGGAAUUGCGAGAGAGAAUUCCGUCAGGAAUGGUGAUGAAGCCCACUGGAGUUGUGGAAUAA